Messenger RNA from Bursaphelenchus okinawaensis, 1663 nucleotides. NCBI's taxonomy places the organism in Eukaryota, Metazoa, Nematoda, Chromadorea, Rhabditida, Aphelenchoididae. The record is from the annotation of a GenBank genome assembly.
AUGGUUGUUUACAAACUGCACUAUCUGGACUCUAGGGGAAGAGCCGAGCCAAUUCGAAUGCUUUUGUUUUAUUGUGGAAUAAAGUUUGAAGACAUUCGAUAUGAGCCAGAGAAGUGGGAGAGCAUCAAAAAUUGUAAGAUUUUUCGAAUUACUAAUGCUUUUUAUUAGUAUGUUUUAAGUUAAGGUAACCGAUGUUAUUUACUAUAUUAUGAUGAUUAUAAAGAGAGUUUUAUUUUUUAUGCUUUAAUUGGCUAUAUUUUCAGCUUUCGUUUUUCAAAAAGUGCCAGUACUGGAAAUAGAUGGAAAGAAAUUGAGUCAAAGUGUAGCUAUCAUGAGGUACUUGGCUAAACAGCAUCGUAAGUGCUGUGUUUUAAAAUUUGCUGUGUUCUAAAUAUAUACUUAUUAUAGCUAAGUUGGUAUAGGUCGCCUAUACAAGGUUUAAGACAGUAAAUUCUUUACUAUGUAACGAACUUUUUGCGUUUAUUGACUACAUUUACCAACUUUAAUUUUUCUCAAUUUCAAGGCCUAGCUGGAAACAAUAUAUUUGACCAAGCGCGUGUUGAUGAAGCAGCUGAUGUUAUUCUCGACUUUCAUGAUGCCAUUAUACCGUAUUUAAGUGUGGCAGUUAAGGUUGUUCCUGGCGAUGUGGUAGGUGUAUUCUUGUUGCUUUAUAAGGAUGGACUUUUUAUAUAGAAAGAGAAUGUAAAUAUAAGAUCUACAGCAAUGUAAUAAAUCGCGUUUUUAAGAAAUGUUUUAAAAAAUAACAAUCAAAAAAUUAUGUUUUGAAUUUCCCUCCAAAUUGGCAUUGUGUUUCAAGCUUAUAAUUUUGCAGUUUCUUGACUUUUAAUUAUUUUUCUUUGAUAUACUAGUAGAAAACCUUAAAAUGAAUUUUCAUUAUUAAAUUUGUAAGCGUAGCUUGUCUGGAAAGUCGAAAUAAAGUGCUUGAAACACAAUGCCAAAUUUACCAAACUGGCGGGAAACGCAAAUAUUUAAAUUUAAACUCACAAGUCCAAGCUAAAAUUUUUUAUAGGUAUUAUUAGUGGUUCAAAAAAUUUAUACAGUGAUCUUUCUAUUUAGUGAAUCAUCUGUAUAAGAAACUCUCCUUAUAGUAAACAAGAAAUUUGUCCACGUCAAUUUGCACUAAAAGCCUCUCUAUAAAGACAACACCACUUAUAGUAAACACAAAAUGUCUGUCUCUUCGGGUUGCUUAUAUAGAGAGAGGUACUGUAUAAAAAUUUUGAACUGAUUCGGAAUCGGGCAGGUUCGGUACUUUCCUUGUAAAUGAGCUUGGCUUGCGAGAUAUUAGAGGUCAAAGAAUGGUCAUAAAGAACUCCUUUACUUAGUUUUUUUCACCAAAACUUAAAUUUUGAAAGGGUAUUAAUAUUACUUCCAGCAUGAAUCAGAAAAAGAGAUUCUACAACCAGCCCUGGACAAGUAUUUCCCAAUUUUGCGCAAAUUUUUGUCCGAAAACAAUGGCACAUACUUGGCCACGAAAUACUUGACUUUUGUAGAUUUUCAAGCUGCUGAUGUGCUUUUUACUGUUCGCAACUUUUGUCCACACGGCUUUGAUCACUAUGCCGAUCUGAGCAGCUAUAUCAACAGAAUUUUCAACUUGACUAGGUUGAGAAGAUACUUGGAAGCCAGACCUAAGACUGAAGUGUAA